ACGACGAAGAAGAGUGAGCGCUGAAGGAAGCAGAUGUUUCUUCUUCCGGUAGAUUCAGGUCCAAUUUGUGCAAAAAAUAAACAUAAUAAUUUUGUUCACCGGUUCUCGCGGUUUUAUUUCUUAUAAGUAAUUAUUACGGGGCUAUAGUGAGGCCGGAUCCCGCCUGGCUCCGGACAUUAUGGAUAUUUCUACACCUCCUGAAGACCAAGAGCUUCGGAAUGUCAUCGACAAACUGGCCCAGUUUGUGGCCCGCAACGGACCCGAGUUUGAAAAGAUGACCAUGGAGAAACAGAAGGAUAAUCUGAAAUUCUCCUUCCUCUUCGGAGGGGAAUAUUUCGGCUACUACAAGUACAAGCUUGCGAUCGAGCAGCAGCAGCAUCCAACCACUCAUGAUGAUGAAUAUAAAAUGGAAGUGCUUUGUAAGCCAGCGGGUAAAGAAGUUCCUGAUGUUCAACCGCCGAUGACUCUGCUUCCUCCUCCUCCGAUACCCCCCAGCACUCCUGCAGUGGAGGAGCUCAUCCAGCAGAGUCAGUGGAACCUGCAGCAGCAAGAGCAGCACCUGCACACUCUCCGACAGGAGCAGGUAAACGCAGCCGUCGUGCUCGCCAUGGAGCAGCAGAUGCAGAAACUGUUGGUGGAAACGCAGCAGGAUAUGGCUGAGUUUGACAGCCUGCUUCAGCCGAUCAUCGACACAUGCACCAAGGAUGCCAUUUCUGCUGGAAAGAAUUGGAUGUUCAACAACGCCAAGUCCCCACAACAAUGUGAACUGAUGACUUCCCACCUCCGCAAUCGCAUCACAGCAGAGACGGCGCACUUCGAGCUCCGCCUGCACCUCAUCUAUCUAAUAAAUGACGUCCUGCAUCACUGUCAGAGGAAGAACCAGAGAGAUCUUUUGGCUGCGCUGCAGAAGGUUGUGGUGCCCAUCUACUGCACCAGCUUCCUAGCAGUUGAGGAGGACAAACAGCAAAAAAUCACCCGGUUGCUCCAGCUCUGGGAGAAGAACGGUUACUUCGACGAUGUCACCAUCCAGCAGCUCCAGAGUCCGGCUCUGGGCUUGGGACAGUAUCAGGCGUCUCUAAUAACGGAGUAUGCUGCCGUAGUGCAGCCGGUGCAGUUGGCCUUUCAGCAGCAGAUCCAGACGCUGAAGUCUCAGCACGAGGAGUUUGUGGCUAACUUGAAGCAGCAGCAGAGUGUCGCCGUGGCAGCCGCAGCAGCUGCCGUAGGGCAGUUGGCACCAUCGGAGUCGGAGAAUAAAGGAGGAAGCCAGACUUCUAUGACUGCUCAGCCUGUAGAUGUGAAACCUCCAAUGGCAGGCCCACCUCCGGGUGAUUAUGAUGGUUCUCAGACAGACUCCAAUCCUUCUGCAUCCUCCGAUAUUUCCUCUUCGAAACCUGGCUGGUUCGAUCCCCAGCAUGGAAUGCCUUCUUGGAACCCUCAGCAACCUCCGCCGUUUGACCCCACUCAAGCUCCACCACCUUGCCCACCCUGGAACAGCCAUGAGGGGAUGUGGAAUGAGAGAGAGCCCAACUGGAGCAGCCCUCGAGAUGGUGGCCCCGGAGGUCCCGGAGGACCUCCAUGGAGUAGCCAGAACGAGCCUCCGCCCUCAUGGAGCGGACAGUUUGAACAGCCACCGUGGAACAAUCAGCCCGAUCAGCCACCGUGGAGCCAGAGAGAGCCGCCUUUCCGCAUGCAGCGACCUCCACACUUCCGGGGACCCUUCCCCCCACAUCAGCAGCCGCCUCCGUUCAACCAGCCACCUCCGCCACACAACUUCAACCGUUUCCCACCGCGCUUCAUGCAGGAUGACUUCCCGCCCCGGCAUCACUUUGAACGGCCGCCGUUCCCGCCACAUCGGUUCGAAUAUCCGCAAGGGGACUUCUCUGGUGAAAUGGGUCCACCACACCACCACCCAAACCAGAGGAUUCCUCCCCCAGGAAUGGGUGAACAUCCUCCAUGGGGUAGUAACCAGCACCCAGACUUCGGGCCUCCACCACACGGCUUUAACGGCCAGUCACACCCCAUAAGACGGCAGAAUCCGUCACAUGUGACCCCGGACGACCCCAGUCUGGUGCCCAAUGUUCCCUACUUUGACCUACCCGCAGGUCUCAUGGCCCCUCUCGUGAAACUGGAAGAUCAUGACUACAAGGCUCUGGAUCCCAAAGACAUCCGAUUGCCUCCUCCCAUGCCCCCUAGUGAACGUCUGCUGGCUGCUGUGGAGGCCUUUUACAGUCCACCUUCUCAUGACAGACCCAGGAACAGUGAGGGCUGGGAGCAGAACGGCCUGUACGAGUUCUUCAGAGCCAAGAUGAGAGCGAGGAGGAAAAAGGAUCAAGAAAAACGCAACAGCACACGAGGCAGUCGCUCACGGAGCCGCUCGCGUAGUCGAGGUAGAUCGUCAUCACACUCCAGCUCGCGCUCCUCCAAAUCGUCACGCUCCAGGUCUUCCAGAUCCCGGUCCCGAUCACGCUCCUACUCCAGAUCUCGAUCCAGAAGCAGGAGCCACUCCAGGUCGCGAUCCGGAAGCCGCUCUCGCUCCAGAUCACGAUCUAAAUCGCGAUCACCUGACCGACGACGACAAGCUGCAAAGUCCCGCAGCCCCACACCACCGUCCACUUCUGGCUUAGGCUCUGCACCUCCAGCUCCACCGAUUGAUUAUAGGCUGGGUGAGGAGAACAAGGGCCAUCAGAUGCUCAUGAAAAUGGGUUGGAGCGGCUCUGGAGGCCUCGGGGUGAAAGAGCAGGGUAUUCAGGAUCCUAUUAAAGGAGGAGACGUGCGCGAUAAGUGGGAUCAGUACAAAGGUGUUGGAAUUUCCCUAGAUGACCCAUAUGUCAACUACAGAAGGAACAAAAGCUACAACUUUGUUGCACGGAUGAAAGCCAGAGAGAAAGUGACCCGAGACACGCAGGAAACCCCACCUACAGAAUGAUUCUCCAGAAUGCUGAAUUUUUUUUAAACCCAUGAAAAAAACAAAACAAAAAAACCCUUUCAUCAACGUUGCCCCCUUUUUUUGAAAACCGAUUGCAAGAGGAAUUGUUUUCAUUGUAAAAUAUCAAAAUGUCAUGUAGUUUGAAAAGCCGUAUCAUUGCAGUCUGUAAAAUUUAGCUUAGAUUUAAUACCCAGCACAAGGAAAUAAACAGGUUUUAAAUCAUG
Silurus meridionalis is the source of this 3150-nucleotide messenger RNA. RefSeq names its product calcium homeostasis endoplasmic reticulum protein (gene cherp). Gene Ontology annotation, cellular component: perinuclear region of cytoplasm. The transcript is spliced from 19 exons. Gene Ontology annotation, biological process: intracellular calcium ion homeostasis; RNA processing. Lineage: Eukaryota; Metazoa; Chordata; Actinopteri; Siluriformes; Siluridae. The record is from RefSeq and is a predicted model, not a curated record. Bases 179 to 2926 code for a protein of 915 amino acids. Gene Ontology annotation, molecular function: RNA binding.